AUGAUGUUGACUAUCAAAGAACUUGUUUUUAAUAUAGCCACAAAUUCACUAUCAGAUGAUAUUAAUUAUCUUAAUGAAAAUACCAUAUUUGAAAAAGCUGAAGCUAUUGCUAAUGAUGUGAAAAUUGGUGAUAAGAUAAUAAGCAAUAUUACUAAUAAGAAGAUUUCUAUUAAAAAGCCAUUAAAUACUGAAGGAGUUUUAGGAAAAGUAAAAAGUAAUAUCUAUCAUACACUACUUUAUUACUGGAAUACUUCUAAUAUUCACAAUAAUACAAGAUUAAUGACUUCUUUGCUAAAUUCUUAUUAUAAAGAGUUAGAUUUUGUGAAGCUAGAAGAUAAAAAAGAUAAAAUAAUACAGAUGCUUCGUAAUGAGUUUAAUGAGAUAAAAUCCAAUAAUUCACUAUUAGCAGCAGAGCAAUUAGAUCUAAUUAUAUGUUUAUUAGAUGCAGAUGCUGAAUCUUCAAUGUAUUUAUAA
This is a messenger RNA of Funneliformis geosporum, 474 nucleotides long. The record is from the annotation of a GenBank genome assembly. NCBI's taxonomy places the organism in Eukaryota, Fungi, Glomeromycota, Glomeromycetes, Glomerales, Glomeraceae.